AUGUUUCAUCCAGCACUGAAAAAUUAUACUCAGUCCACCAAGGACGAAAAGGGGAAAAGCCCCGCCCGGCCCGCGCCCCAGGUCACCUACGCAGAAUGCAGUCCUGGGGCCUUCACCUGGGUCGCUGAGCCGUGGAGGGCGCGAUCGAUGCCAGGCGACGGCUCCUGCACCGCCGGAGUCGGGACGCGUGAAAGCAACUUGGAGGAGACGCUUCGAACCCACGGCGGCCGUCGCGGCCGCACCGACUUGCGGGGAGUAUCAAACGAAGACGGCGGCCGCUGCACGAGCCACCACGUGAGGAGGAUACCCGACCGGCACGGCCGUCGCGGUGGCAAGUCAGAGAAAGACAGGGAAAGGAUCAGUAAAGACGGCGAGCACCGCCGCAGGGCCUGCGCGGGAAGAGUAAGUGAAGACCUGGGGCACCGCCGCAGUGUCUCUCGGGAGACAGUUAGGAGAGAGAGUGGCCGCCACCACAGCAGCUCUCGGGAGAGAGAGAGAGAAAAUCCGGACUUCCGCAGCAGCGACGUGAAUUUAAGAGUAAGUCAAGUCCGCGACUAUCAAACUAGCGACUCGGUGGGAACAGUGAGAGAAGACCGCGGCCUCCGCCUCAGCGGUACUUGGAAGGAAGUGAGUGAAGCCCAGAGCCCCCGAACCAGCGACUCUGGGGAGUCAGUCAGCGACGACCACAGCCGCCGUCUCAGUGGCUCUUGGGAGGCAGGGAGUGUUGAUGCCGGCCCCAGCCUCGGUAGCUCUUGGGAAGGAAUAAGCGAAGACCGUAGCUAUGCGGCUAGCGACUCGGUGGUGACCAUAGGCGAAGACUUCGGUCGCCGCCUCAGUCGUUCCUGGGAGAGAGAAAGUGAAGACGAAAGUUCCCACCACAGGUGCUCCUGGGAGAGAGCAGGAGAGGACCGCGGGCCCGGUCCACGCGGCGACGACGACGGAGAUGGCCGCUGCCACUCCAGUGGCUCGUGGGUGAGAGCAAGUGAAGACCGCUGCAGCAGCAGGGGCCUAGAUUCACCUCCUCCCCAGAGCCCAGGGGGUUGCACCAUGCCCGGGGUGUCUGAUUCAGGCCCCUCCAGCUCCUCUCCGAUGACUGCAAACCCGGGUGUCAGGAAGAAGGUGCAUUUUGGUAGCAUACAUGAUGCAGUACGAGCUGGAGAUGUAAAGCGGCUUUCAGCAAUAGUGGAACAUGGAGCCAGCAUUAAUGAAGUUGAUGCUGUCCAUAAAUUUACCCCUUUACAUUGGGCAGCACAUUCUGGAAGCUUGGAGUGUCUUCAUUGGCUGCUCUGGCAUGGAGCCAAUAUCACAGAAGUAACUACGAGAGGUUGGACAGCAGCUCACAUAGCUGCAAUCAGGGGUCAGGAUGCUUGUAUGCAGGCUCUUAUAAUCAACGGAGCAAAUUUGUCAGCUCAGGAUGACCGUGGAUGCAAUCCUUUACAUCUUGCUGCAACUCAUGGACAUUCUUUCACUUUACAAAUAGUGCUCCGAAAUGGAGUGGAUCCUAGUGUGGCUGAUAAGAGAGAAUGGAGACCUGUACAUUAUGCAGCUUUUCAUGGGCGGCUUGGCUGUUUGCAACUCCUUGUUAAAUGGGGUUGUGGUGUAGAAGACGUUGACUACAAUGGAAACCUUCCAGUUCAUUUAGCAGCCAUGGAAGGCCACCUUCACUGUUUUAAAUUCCUACUCAGCAGAAUGAGCAGUGUAACACAAGCGUUAAAAGCCUUCAAUGAUAAUGGAGAAAAUGUAUUGGACCUGGCCCAGAGGUUCUUUAAACAGAACAUCUUACAGUUUAUCCAGGGGGCUGAAUAUGAAGGAAAUGAUCCAGAAGAUCCAGAAACUUUAGCAUUUCCAGGUCACGUGGCUGCCUUUAAGGGUGAUUUGGAAAUACUGAAGAAAUUAGUAGAAGAUGGAGUAAUCAAUAUUAAUGAACGUGACAAUAAUGGAUCUACUCCUAUGCACAAAGCUGCUGGACAAGGACACAUAGAGUGUUUGCAGUGGUUAAUUAAAAUGGGAGCAGACAGUAAUAUUACCAGCAAAGCAGGAGAGAAACCCAGUGAUGUGGCUAAAAGGUUUGCCCAUUUGGCAGCAGUAAAGCUACUAGAGGGGCUACAGAAAUAUGAUAUAGAUGAUGAGAGUGAAAUUGAUGAAAAUAAUAUGAAGUUUUUCAUAAGACAUGGUGUUGAGGGGAGCACUGAUGCCAAGGACGAUUUAUGUCAGAGUGAGUCAGAUAAAGCAGAUGCCCGAAUGAGAGCUUAUAAGAAAAUUGUGGAAUUGAGACACCUUCUGGAAAUUGCCGAGAGCAACUAUAAACACUUGGGAGGAAUAACAGAGGAAGAUUUAAAGCAGAGGAAAGAACAGCUCGAGUCUGAAAAGACCAUCAAAGAGCUGCAGGGCCAGCUGGACUAUGAACGACUGCGUAGAGAAAAAUUGGAAUGUCAGCUGGAUGAGUGUCGAGUGGAGGUGGAUCAACUCAGGGAGACACUGGAGAAAAAUCAGGUCCCCAACUUCGUGGCUAUGGAUGAUGACUCUUCUUGUGAAUCAAGCAAAGAGAAGGGGAGAGUGAAGAAAAAGAUGUCUUCUAGGGGAAUGUUUGUGAGAAGGUUCAUUCAUGUUGUAGCAUGUUUUAGGACUUCAUUUCUCUUUAUGGCUGAGAAUUAUUCCAUUGUAUGUAUAUACCACAUUUUAUUUAUCCAUUCAUCUGUUGAAGGACAUUUUGGUUGUUUCCACCUUUUGGCUAUUGUGAAUAGCACUGCUGUGAACGCUGGUGUACAUAUAUCUGUUUGUGUGACUGCUUUCAAGUCUCCUGGGUGUAUACCUAGGAGUGGAAUUACUAGAUCCUAUGGUAGUUUUAUGAUCAGCUUUUUUAGGAACCUCCGAACUAUUUUCCACAGCACCUGUAUCAUUUUGCAUUCCCACCAGCAAUGGAUGAGGGUUCCAGUUUCUCCACAUGCUCACCAGUGUUGGUUGUUUUGUUUUUUUUCUUUAUCUUAGCCAUUCUGGUGAGGGUGAAGUGGUAUCUCACUGUGGUUUUUAUUUGUUGUUGUUAGUUACUGUCGAGUUGAUUUCAACUUAUAGUGACCCCAUGAGUAGAGAGUAGAACUGCUCUAUAGGGUUUUCCAGGCUGUGACCUUUUGGAAGCAGAUUAUCAGGGCUGUCUUCUGAGGUACCUCUGGAUAGUUUUGAACUGCCAAUCUUUCCAGUAGUAGUGGAACAUUUAACCACUUGUGCCACUUAGGGACUCAUGGUUUUGAGUCAUAUCUCCCUAUGGGUGGGAGAAGGAGCCCUGGUGGUGCAGUAGUUAAGUGCUUGGCUGCUAAUUGAAAGGUUGGCGGUUCUAAUCCACCAGCGCUUCCAGGGAAGGCAGAUGUGGCAGUCUGCUUUGGUGAAGAUUAUAGCCUUGGAAACCCUAUGGGGCAGUUCUCUGUCCUGUAGGUUGUUAUAAGUUGGAAUCAACUCAACGGCAACUGGUUUUUUUUUUUUAUGGAUGGGGGCCUUGAAAAAUCUAUGGAACAGUUCAAUUCUGCAUACGCACAGUCACCAUUAGUUGGAAUUGACUUGACUGCAACCAACAACAAAAUCGGUUAAUGUCCCAGGGUGGUGCAAAUGGUUAAGCACCAGGGUACUAACCGAAAAGCUGGCUGUUUGAACCUACCCAGGGGCACUUCCAGAGAAAGGCCUGAUGAUCUGCUUCCAAAAGGUCACAAUCCUGAGAAUCCUCUGGAGUGCAGUCUACUCUUACACACAUGGGGUCACCAUGAAUUAGAAUUGACUUGAUGGCAACUGGUUUUUUUUUGGGGGGGGGGAGGGUUAAUGGCUAAUAUUGUUGACCAUGUUUUCAUGUGCUUAUUGGCCAUUUAUAUAUCUUCUUUAGUAAAUGUCUAUUCAAAUCCUUUGCCCAUUUUUUGAUUGGGCUGUCUUUUAAGUUGUAGGAGUUCUUUCUAUAUUUUGGAUAUUAAACCCUUAACUGCUAUAUGGUUCCCAAAAUUUUUCUCCCAAUCUGUAGAUGUCUCUUUACUGUGUUGUUAAAGUCCUUUGUUGAACAGAAGUUUUUAAUUUCACAGUUUAUUCAUUUUUAAGUGUACGAUUCAGUGACCUUAAUCCCAUUCACCAUGUUGUGCAGUUGUUACCAGUAUCUAUUUCAUCACCCCAAACGGAAACUCAGGACCCCUCAAGCAAUAACUCCCCAUUACCCUCUCUUUCCAGCCCCUGAUAAAAUCACCAAUAAACUUUUGUCUCUAUGGAUAUUUCAUAUUAGUGGGAUCAAAAAAUACUUGUCCUUUGUGUCUGACUUAUACGUAUUAUCUCUUAAUUCUCACAGCAGCUGUAUGAGGUAGGUAUAUUUUAUAGAUGAGUGAUUAAGUAAUUUGCCCAGAUCAAUGAGCAAGGCAGAGCCAGGAUUCUAACCUUGGAAGGAAAAGGUCAGCGUCUACAUUCUUAACCACUACUCAAAUUCCUAAAUUCAACAUUUCCCUCACUUUCUGGGGCUAGAAACAGGCUUACUUUUUCCAUCCAACCUGAUGACUCUAAAAUUAAUCCCAACCCUGGAAAUAGUUCUUUAUAUUUGGCUCCUGUUUUCUCAAGACCAUGGAUCUAGUUUCUGUACAACUGAGGUGGGAAAUACUGGAAGGGCAUUGUAACAGAAGCUCAAAGAAGAGUCUUAAAAAGAGAACAAAGAAGUCAAAGUUGUAAUGUAGUGGUCUCUAAACUGAUUUGAUUACAUAUCCCUAACAGUGAAAAAAAAAAAAAAAUUAAGCAUGCACCCCUGUGGCAGAGAUUGCUUAGUGUACCCCAUUAUCGGUUCUUCUCUCCUCUAGUAAUAGGAUUUACCAGCACUUGAGGUAAAGGAUAAAAGGGUAAGACUAACUUCCCAGCUUUCCUUGCAGCUAAGAUACUAAGUUGCGGCCAACAGGAUGUGAGCAAAAAUGGUAUGUACAACUUUAAGGUCAUGCCUCUGAAGGGGAAGAGCUUGCCCACUGGAAUGUGGAUGUGGUGGUGAGUCACUGGACCCUGUGAAUGAGGGCAACACCGGGGAUGGUAGCACAAUAUGAUAAAAAGGAGCUUGGGUCCUGACACCAUAGAGCUGACAUAUUAGCCCUGGAAUGCUUACACUUGGACUGUAUGGACAUGUUAUCAGGAGGGACCAGUCCCUGGAGAAGGACAUGAUGCUUGGUAGAGGAUCAGCAAACAAAGAGGAAGACACUUAAUGAGAUGGACUGACAAAGCGGCUGCAAGAAUGGGCGCAGACAAUCGUGAGAACGGUGCAGGACAAGGCAGUGUUUCGUUCUAUUGUAUACAGGGUCACUAUGAGUUGGAACCGAUUUGACGGCACCUGACAACAACGAAAGUAUUGUGCACAACAUACCCUAUCCUCAGUACUUCUAGAUCCUGUACCUUUUCUACUGAGGUUUCAUUUUGAUGGUUGUUUUGUAGUUCAGAUAGAUUUUGGGUAAGGGGAUGGAAAUACCUGAAAUGAACGAGGGUGAGAGGAUUGUGCCCACGUACUUCAAAAGUACAUCUUUCUUCCAGCACUUGCACCCCACUAUAAAAGAGCUAUUGUUGUAUAUAUGUUUCCUAUUGAUGUCGAAUCGAUUCCAACUCAUAGUGACCCUAUAGGACAGAGUAGAACAGCCCCGUAGAAUUUCCCAGGAACACCUAGUGGAUUUGAACUGCCAACAUUUUGGUUAGCAGCCAUAUCUCUUAACCACUAUGCCACCAGGGUUUCUGUUUCCUAUACUAAGGCAGUUAUUCUCAGUCUUGUUAUAAAAGCUAAAUUUAAAUCUAAUACAAUUCCCAAUUUAUCUGUAACUUAUCUAUAAAUCUCAUACAAGUUUUAUCAUGUUAUGUUAGUGAAACAAUAGAAAUGAAAAGGAUGUAAAGAGAGAAUUCUAUUUUGUUUCCAUGCCUGAGCAGUACCUUCUGAGAUGGAAUGCCUCAACUUGGAAACUACUAGUGUACUUAGUAAGAAUAUGAGAUUUAGAAUUAAAGUCUGUGUGCCUUGUUUGUUGCACGACCUUGAUCAAGUUAGUUAACUCCACUAAGCUUGUUUCUUUAGCUGUGAAAUAAGGAUAAAACCACCUAAGAGGAUUGCUGGGAGUAUUCGCUGUUAUGCAGUCAGUGGUACCCAGUAUUCCACAAAAUGGCAGUCACUAGUUUCAGUGUUGGUGACCAUAACCUUUUCCACUGUGGUUUUUUUCUUUAUAUUAAAAAAUUCUUUAAAACUUAUAAAAUGUUAUGUAUCCAAACUCUUUAAUUUUGACAAGAGGGCAUCAUGUGUUGAAUUGCUUUUCAAAUAUGGUGCAGGGAUUUAACUAGCUCUUGCCUGGUCCACUUUGUCAUCAAACAGUAUGAAAGGGCAGGUUAGGCUCUAGUCUGUGGCCGUAGAACAGGUGAAGGUGGCUAAUCCUCUUAGAGGCUUUCCACCACCUACAGAAAAUGUCAAAAAGGUUUAGUGUUCUCAGAAACUCAGUGUAAAUGAUGUUCUCAGUGUACCCAUAAUCAAAUAUUAAAAAUACUAAAAAGGUUGGGUUAAUGCCAAUCAAGAUUUAUUCAUAUUGUUUAUUCUACAGGCGUUUAACAAGUACCUUAUAUGAGUUAGCCCUGUGCCUACAGGUUCAAAGAUAAGUACGAUGUACCCUUCUGAGAGCUUACAGUUUAGUAUAGGAAAGAAAUAUAUACAACAAUAUAGCUGUUUGGUAGCAGGGUGCAAGUGUUAGAUCAGGGAUGUAGUUGUGUGGUACACAAGGGCACAAACCUCUCAUCUUCCUUCAUUUUGGGUAUUUCCAUCCCCUUAACAAAAAUCUAUCUGAGCUACAAAGCUAUGAUCAAAAUGAAGUCUCACUGGAAAAGAUACAGGAUUUAGAAAUAAUGGGCAUAGGUUAUGUUGUGUAUGAUCUUUUUGUUAUUGUUGUUAGGAGCUGUCAAGUCGGUUCUGACUCAUAGUGACCCUACGUACAAAAGAACGAAACACUGCCUGGUCCUGCACCAUCCUAUCGUUGGUGUUUGAGGCUGCUGUGGCAGCCACUGUGUCAGUCCAUCUCAUCGAAGGUCUUCCUCUUUUUUGCUGACCCUCUACCAAGCAUGUCCUUCUCCAGAAACUGGUCCCUCCUGAUAACAUGUCCAAAGUAUGUGAGAAGUCGUCUUGCCAUCCUCACUUCUAAGGAGCAUUCUGGUUGUAGUUCUUCCAACACAGAUUUGUUCGUUCUUCUGGCAGUCCAUGGUAUAUUCAAUAUUCUUCACCAACAUCAUAAUUCAAAGGCAUCAAUUCUUGAGUCUUCCUUAUUCAUUGUUCAGGUUUUUCACACGCAUAUGAGGUGACUGAAUAUACCAUGGCUUGGGUCUGAUGCACCUUAGUUCUCAAAGUAACAUCUUUGUUUUUAAUACUUUAAAGAGGUCUUUUGCAGCAGAUUUGGCCACUGCAAUGCAUCUUUUGAUUUCUUGACUGCUGCUUCUACGGGCGUUGACUGUGUAUCCAAGUAAAUGAAAUCUUUGACAACUAAAGUCUUUUCUCCAUUUAUCAUGAUGCUGCUUUUUGGUCCAGUUGGGAGGAUUUUUGUUUUAUGUUGAAGUGUAAUCCAUACUGAAGGCUGUAGUCUUUGAUCUUUAUCAGUAAGUGUUUCAAUUCCUCUUUGCUUUCGGCAAGCAAGAC
Molecule: messenger RNA, 7642 nt
Organism: Loxodonta africana (African savanna elephant)
Lineage: Eukaryota; Metazoa; Chordata; Mammalia; Proboscidea; Elephantidae
Gene: ANKRD42
Product: ankyrin repeat domain 42
Molecular function (GO): NF-kappaB binding
Source: RefSeq, a predicted model, not a curated record